Molecule: messenger RNA, 1636 nt
Organism: Pelodiscus sinensis (Chinese soft-shelled turtle)
Lineage: Eukaryota; Metazoa; Chordata; Testudines; Trionychidae
Source: RefSeq, a predicted model, not a curated record
UAUGUGGGAGUAAAUAAAUAGCCUAAGAACGGUCUGCAUUUCAACCCAGGAAAUGUUAUUUCCCCUAUUGAGUGGCAGCUGGUUGUAUUCUAUAUCCCACACGAGGACAGCAGAAGAAGCAGCAAUAUUUACUCAUGGUCUCAUUUAUCCAAGGAACUCUCCCGUCAGGCCAGUGCAAUCUGAACAAACUCUGUCUUCAACAGAACACAGAAAAGAAAUCUGAAUAAUUAGAGAGGAGGGACGGCCCUGUAGAAAGAACUACCGGCAGAGUACAGGCAAUCACUCAUCAUGGCCAAAGCAUUCCUGGAAGUGACGACUGAAUUUACCUAUGAUGAAGAAUCUGCCGUUUGUGACAAAGUGAACAUCCAUGAAUUUGGGAAAGCAUUUCUGCCAGUGUUCUACGUUCUUGUGUCUGCUCUUGGCCUGUUAGGGAACCUCCUGGUGGUUUUUGCCAUCACGAAGGGUGGCCGACAGAAGAGCAUCACAGACAUUUUUCUUUUGAACUUGGCUAUCUCAGACCUUCUUUUUGUGAUCUCUCUUCCUUUCUGGGCUUCCUAUGUGAUUCGUGGAUGGACACUUGGGAACAUUGCAUGCAAAAUCAUCUCCUCGCUUUAUUAUGUGGGUUUCUUUGGGGGCAUGUUUUUCAUCACUGUCAUAAGCAUUGAUAGAUAUCUGGCUAUUGUGCAGGCCGUAUUUUCUUUCAAAGCCAGAACAGUCAGCCAUGGCUGUGUUACCUCUCUUGGGGUGUGGUCAGUGGCCCUUUUAGUCUCAGUGCCACAUUUUGUGUUCAACCAGAAGACAGAGGAACAAUGCACCUCUGUGUAUCCUGAUCACCUUAAGAAAAUCUGGCCCAUUUUCUGCAUGGCGGAAAUGAAUGUUUUAGGAUUCCUUAUCCCAGCCUUUGUCAUAAGCUAUUGCUAUUUUGGGAUCAUCAGGACAUUGCUUGCCUGUAAAAACCACAAAAAAACAAAAGCCAUAAAACUAAUUUUAGUUGUGGUGAUUGUGUUUUUCGUCUUUUGGACCCCCUACAAUGUAUUGAUUUUUCUGGACACUUUAAAAAACUAUGAAUUAGUUGACAAAUGCAACACGUCAAUGGACCAUGCAAUGCAUGCAACUGAAGCACUAGCAUUCAGUCACUGUUGUCUCAAUCCAUUUAUCUAUGCUUUUGCUGGUGAAAAAUUCAGGAAGUACCUUCAUCGUUUGUUUCUGAAGUACUGCUCAUGCCUAUGCUUCUGUGGUCCCUGCAGCCAAUACCAGGCUAGCUCUCUGACUACCACUCCAGAAAGCAUGCUGAGCAGCAACCCAACCCAGAACACCAGUGACCAGGAGGCCUCUGCCAUUCUGUGAGAGGCUCAGUUAGCAUACCUCUAGAUCAGCGCUCCCAACCUUUUCCAGAUGGAGACCCAUUUUGACAAUUCAGGAAGAUUUGGUGACCCAAGGCAAUUAAAAAACGGGGGAAGGAGGGGAGGCAGAGCCACCUGGGGAGACACUUGGCAACCCUUUUGAAAUGUAUGGUGACCCAUACUUGGGUGCUGACCCAUAGGUUGGGAAACCCGGCUUUAGAUAUACACCUUGUCUGCGGGUCGCCAUUCAAAUGUUUACAUUUACCAAGUAUGUGUGCCUGAGUGUGCCUGAA